CUGUCUACCACUUGAUGCAGAUUAGUUAUGAUCUGUGAACCCAAAUCCCCCAACUAGAUAACUUUGGAAAAUUUUAUCAUGUAACAACAGACCUAAAACAUAAUGCAUGAUGGGCGUCUUGUCAAGUUGCUUACAAACACGUGCGCUCCACCUUUAACAGAUCUGGAGAAGUUCUCUGAAAACAACUUCAUAACUCAACAGUGCGACUGGCAUCAGCUCCAAUAACUCUUUUUUAUUCAGCUUUCGUCUAAUAUCCACUGGCAGCAGUCUGAGCACGUCUAAGUAUUUACCUCAUCAAACUUUGAACCGUCGAUCAGCACUUGCAUGUUGUCCAUUAUUCGUUCGCGAUAGUUUCACUCCUAGUUCCACCGUACUUGACCGGGAUGUAUAUUAUAAAGUACAUGUUCACUGUACACAGCAGCCUACAAACCCGUGACCUCUGCCGUAGUGUACAUUUCGCGUGACUAUCACUCCGAGACUGGCAGUGUGAUAAAGACCAAAGUCCGUUUGCCUUGGCGCUUUCGUCAGUACUACUAUAGGUGACGUGAAUACGAAUGAACUGCUUUUUCUAUGAAAUGGAUGUGUUUCAGCCUAGAAUCUGUGGAUGUUUUUCCGUCAUUUGAUAUUAACACAAAAUGGUGAAGAAAAUCAAACGAGAAGACAGCAACCAACCGACCAUCCGCGUCGAGCACGAUCGGGAGUUCGCGUCCACUCAACAACAGGGCCCGCGUCCCCCUCGGCAGCAGCAGCGGCAACAACAGCAACAGCAGUAUGAAGUACAGCGACAGCAACCGGUAAUGCAGCAACACCAGUUAUACCGAGCCAAUGGGUUAUCACCCCAGCCGCAGCUGUACCCGGCCGCCCGAUCUUCUCCCGACCACGGGACCGUCAUCCUGGGCCCCGUCGUCCCGACGUCUCCAGCCAGGCGGUACCGGGCCAAAACGGCCAAGACGCUGGGAAGUCUUCAAAUCGUCAUAUGCAUCGUAUCAGCCGUGCUCGGUGUUGUGGCAGCUGCAAUAAACACUUGGGGCGCUUUAGUCGGCCUUCCCAUCUGGGCUGGAAUUUGUUUCUACCUCCCCGCCGGAAUACUCGGUGUGUUGUCCACAAAACCAACGAACAUGCAGAAUUGUGUGAUCAAUUCCUGUUUAGUCAUGUCCGUGUUCUCAGCAGUGGUAGCGGGUUGUAGCGCAACAGUAGCAGGUAUUGCAGCCGCCAACGAGUAUCAUCAUGAUGGUUAUUCAUCUUACUGGGUGGUGGGUAACGGCAUCAUUGACAUCUUGGUAUGCAUCACGGCACUUGGGGAGAUGGUAGUGGCAAUCACACAGUCCACCUACUGCUGCCGACACCGAUGCGCUUGCUGUCAAUCGCCACCGUCCCGACAGCCAAACCAAACGGUUCGCUUUGAAACACCGGUGCGCUAUGUGACUGGGAACAACCCAACUGUGCAGCUUGCUAUGCCAUACCAACAGCAUCAGCAGCAGCCACCUGGGUAUCAUGUCGAGGGCAUUGUACCACUGCAGAAUGCACCACGAAACGUACAGCCUCACCACCCAAACACAGUCGGUGAUUACCUUGCGACUCAACGUGUAGAUACUACAAUAGAGCUACCAGCCUACACCGAUUCACCACCUCCGAGUUACACCUUAAGCACAGGUCACAUGUAGAAGAUCAUGCAUUUUGUAUCAUACCCAAUAUCAGGUAUAUUUUUAUACCCUUCUUGUAACACCUCUGUGAUGAGAAUAACCUGGAAUAUGGAAAUACCGCACAUUGCUGAUAGCAUAAGGAACUCGUAACAACUGAUCUCCAAGUACAAAUCUGGGGUGCUUGUUGGUUCCUGAUCCCUCCGACGGAAUGUUUGGAAGAGCCAGUUCCAACCACUCCAAUCAUUGAAAAAAUCUUUACAAAUCUAUUACCCAUGAACAGUGACUUCACUCCUAACAGCUGAUCAUGGUUGGUAAAGUUCUCAAAUGGCUUCUGAUUUGUGGCCAUUGAACCCCCCCCAGAAAAAAAAUUUUAAAAACCCAGCAGGUUUACUAAAUAGUCAUUCAGGUCACAAGAAUUACAGAUGAAGUCACGAUACAAUAAGAUGAAACCGGUUUCCGUUGAACAAAACACUUUAAUUGACCAUUUGUUAUUACCAUGAUCAUACAUAUACAAAGCUAAUGUUUAUGAUUCCCUUACAUUAUCCAAUGUCACCCAAUAGCAAGAUAUAAACAACUUUUUAUGUGCAUAUGAACAUUCAAACAACUUUACUGACAAAACAUGUAGCCACUGAUAUGUUAUUCUGGCUAUAGGCAUUUAUAAAAAGAUGAGCAGAAAUAUCACUUGGAGCUAAAUUUCUGAAAACUUCUGAAGUGAGUGUACAAAGAAAAGGGAACAGAAAGACAAGCUGAGAAACCUUCUGAGUCAGCUUAA
Acanthaster planci (crown-of-thorns starfish) is the source of this 2415-nucleotide messenger RNA. RefSeq lists its product as uncharacterized. The record is from RefSeq and is a predicted model, not a curated record. NCBI's taxonomy places the organism in Eukaryota, Metazoa, Echinodermata, Asteroidea, Valvatida, Acanthasteridae.